UUGGUGUAUGUGUCGCUUUUUGUUCGCUUAUCGGUUUUUACAUUUGUCGAAUAAAAUAAAAAUAUACAACUUUAGCUAUCAAGUGUUUGACUGCCAACUUAAAUAAAUUAUUGUGUAAAGUUAAUUUGCGUGUUUUGUUGUACAUAUUUUAUUUUUUAAGAGGUAAACAAAAGUAUUAUUUCGAUAUCCGGUCGAUAAAUCGUUUUUUUUUUCAUCACAGAAAAGUACAAUACAAAAAUUCACGGCAAAUGUCUACAAGCGUUUCAGAACAGAUGAAAACACCAGGAAACACAGCAAAAAACGUAGAGGAGCGAAAUAUUCCAUGGAGUCAGCAAGUCGAUGAAGCUUCCUAUGAAAACUUAUCAUCACCUACUGGUGAUGAAAAUACAUGUUCUCAUCAGAGUUCAAUGCAAUUUCAAUAUCCCCCAUUUAAUAUAAAGGAGAGUCAACAUGUUUCCUGGAAUAACCAAAAGCCAAGAAAGCAAAACAGUUUUGACUCGAAUAAAAAGCAUGUGAAAACAGCUAAUUCUAAUCAUACGAAAAGAGAAGACUUUCAGACAAAUCCAUGGGGGAAUCAAAAAAAAGGAAAACAUAUGACCGACAAUCCUUCAAACAUUAACAGGGCUAUCAGAACAGAAAAUGUGUAUGCAAUGAGUAAGUUUGAGAACAAAGCAAUUGUAAGUACGCCACUUGAGGAUAAGAAAACUGUUACGACAGCUUCUGCUGCACCCAAAAAGACGACAUGGGCUUCAAUUGCCUCGCAGCCAGCUAAAUUGGCUUUAAGGACUAAUCUUUCAACAUUAAGUCAUAAGAAAAAAGGGCCUGGUAUGCCCCCUCCGCCAAUGGUACCGGGAAAACAUAACUUGGAUGUUAAUACAUGGGAAUUGCCAAAUAAUAAUCCUCCUCCUGUACCAUCACCACCUCCGUCUACUGAUAAAUCUUUUGUUGCAGUUGAUCCCAAUAAUAUAGUUGGAGUUGGAUGUGAUUAUGAAACAGAGGUGCAGACAGAUAGCAGCCACAAAGGAAGUCAAUAUAUUCGUGAAGAAAAUAAAUCGAAUUACAAUAAUAGUAAUUAUGGACGCGUGCGAACUUCACCUAUAAGUAGUUCACGUAAGAACUGGUCUUCACAGUCCUUAGAACAAAACAAUCGGGCGCCUGGAAAUACGAACUUAGGUCAUAUUCGACGUUCCGAUAAUAAUAUUGGAAAUAGUGGUUAUCAAAGUCGGUUCACGGAGCGUAGAAACUAUACUCGUUUGGCGGAACAAGAAUCUACUUUAAAAGAUAUUGGCGAACGAAAUUUUGAUUCAAGUCAGAAUAUUGACGAAAUAACUCCAGAAGUUUCAAAUGCAGUGCUUGAAAAAUUAUAUGACAAAAACAAUUAUAAUCCCUUGGAAAUUGACUUGAAUAUUGCCACUUCAGCAAGAUUUUUUGUUAUUAAAUCAUAUUCCGAAGAUGAUAUUCAUCGAAGUAUAAAGUAUGAAAUUUGGUGUUCAACCGAUCAUGGCAAUAAGCGAUUAGACGAUGCUUUUAAAGAACGUCAAAAGGAGGGCGGACAAGUUCUUCUCUUCUUUUCUGUAAAUGGUUCCGGUCAUUUCUGUGGAAUGGCCCAAAUGAUUACCGCUGUUGACUAUAACUCUACAUCCAGCGUAUGGUCUCAAGAUAAGUGGAAAGGAAAAUUCAAAGUUAAAUGGAUCUAUGUGAAGGACGUACCGAACAUAAAAUUAAGGCAUAUACGUCUAGAAAAUAAUGAGAAUAAAUCUGUUACGAACUCACGCGACACGCAAGAGGUGCCUAAUGCUAAAGGUAUCGAAGUUCUUCAAAUACUCCACUGCUAUAAGCAUAUUACAUCAAUUUUUGACGACUUUUAUCAUUACGAAAAAAAACAAGAAGAGGAAGUUUCAAAAAAACCGACUUCAUUCGACAAUUUAACAACGACUCCGCCUAUAAGCAGACAUUAUAGCCGUCAAAGUGACGAUCGUGAUAGGGAAAGAGAUAUUCGAACAAUUGGUGGUCCCCAAAAAUUCUUCGCUGGUGGUAAUGCCAGUUUUCGUGAACGAAAUAAUUCUUAUAGAGGAAGUUUUCAUAACUUCAAUGAACAACGUCGAAAUGAAAGCCAUAAAAUGAACUUACCUUCAGAUGUACAGCAAAAAGAAAGGGACGAUCGAGUUGAUACCGAGCUAGAUAGAGAUAAUAAUGAAUAUGGAAGUCGAUAUGGAUCUAAAUUCGAUUACAUUCAACGUUCGAAGCACACCAGGGAUCGUGAUUUGAGUGAAAAAGAGACCAGAUACCGGUCCUCAGCUAAAGUAACGCUAAAAGACAACGAAUAUGACUACUGAUAAUACAUGACCCACAAAAGCUGACUAUAAUAAUUAUUAAAUUUGCACAUAUUAUUACGAAGAUAAAGCAGUAAUACAAUGAAGAAAAAUUAUUUGAACAAUAUAUUAUGAAGAGUUCAAUUAUGUUGCUAUUUUUUUUUUGUGUACACUUUUCCCCCUUGAAAACUAAAACGUGCAAAUAUUCGAA
Messenger RNA from Zeugodacus cucurbitae (melon fly), 2523 nucleotides. RefSeq names its product YTH domain-containing family protein (gene Ythdf). NCBI's taxonomy places the organism in Eukaryota, Metazoa, Arthropoda, Insecta, Diptera, Tephritidae. Gene Ontology annotation, cellular component: cytoplasm. Gene Ontology annotation, molecular function: N6-methyladenosine-containing RNA reader activity; mRNA binding. The transcript has 9 exons. Gene Ontology annotation, biological process: mRNA destabilization. The coding region runs from base 249 to 2336 and encodes 695 amino acids. The record is from RefSeq and is a predicted model, not a curated record.